This is a messenger RNA of Quercus robur (English oak), 2103 nucleotides long. RefSeq names its product stress response protein NST1-like. The transcript has 5 exons. Lineage: Eukaryota; Viridiplantae; Streptophyta; Magnoliopsida; Fagales; Fagaceae. The record is from RefSeq and is a predicted model, not a curated record. Bases 167 to 1450 code for a protein of 427 amino acids.
UUAGUUUAUUGGUUCAGCGGAAAUAGUAAGUGUACUUUCAACUGGUAUAAUGGUCACACAAAUCGAAGUAUAGAACCUGUUGUUGUUCAGUCUCGAAGUUCUCUAAACUCACACACCUCUUCUUACCGACAGACUAAAGCCUCAAAGAGACUCUGAAGAGUCCAAAAUGAAACGCAAGAAAUGGUCGGAGCUGGAAGAGCAAACCCUGCUCACAAAGUACUCAGAGCUCCGAAACUCUGGUGCCUUAGCCAAGCUCAAGACCCGGGAGAAGAAAUUCAAGCCUGUGGCUGACCAUGUUAACGCAAUACACCAUCUUCAAGACCCAGCCACCUACCCCUUCAAGUGGAGCUGGCGUGACGUGUCCAUCAAGGUCCAAAACAUGCGCCACCAGUACCUGGGUGUGAAGCAGAAGAUCCGACUCUCCAAUGAUGAGUUCAACUGGAAAGAUGGUGAGAAUCACUGGGUCAAUUUUUUUAAGUACAAGGAAGUGUUUGGGGAUGUGGAACUUGAUGUUAAGAGUAAGAGGUUGUGUGAGAACAAUGAUAAUGAUAUUCAUGUUUUUGGGGAUUGUGGGGAUUUGGGGUUUGGGAUUGAUUGUGAGGAUGAUGAAGAUGGUGAAGAAGAAGAUGAAGAUGAAGAAGAUGAGGAUGAGGAUGAGGAUGUGGAUGAUGAUGAUGAUGAGGAGGAAGAUGAAGAAGAAAAUGAGGAAAAUUUGAGGAGUGAAGGUGAAUUUGAGGGUGAGAGGCAAAAUGGGGAAGUGGGUUUUGUUGGGGUGAAGAAAUUGAAGAUGGGUUUGGGAGGAAAUGAAAGAUUGAGGCUAAUGGGUUCUAAAGUUUUGGACUUGAGGGAUGUGAUGGUGAAGAAAGAGGAGAGGAAAAGAGAGAGGGAGUUUCAGGGAGAGAAGGAGGAGGCAGUGAGGGAGGAAAAAAGGAGAGAGGCGCAUUGGAGGGCGGUGAAACGGAGGUAUGAUAGGGAAGAAGGGUUGGAGAAUAGAGAAUUGGAGUUGGAAGAGAGGGAGUUGAUGUGGGCAAAGAGGGAAGUUGAGAGAAGGUUGAGAUUGGAAAGGGAAUUUGAUGAGGAACGGCGGGAGAGAAUGAGGAUGGAGGAGGAGAGGGAGGAGAAGGAGAUGGAGUGGAAGGAGAGGAUGUUGGGUUUGCAGAUUGAGCAUGAGAAGCAAAUGAUGCAAAUGCAAGCUGAGGCGUGCCAGAACCAAAUGCAGGUUCUUGGGGUCAUGGCUCGGCUUGUUUGUCAGUUUUUUGGGUCGGCGAGUGAUGGGUUGGGUGGUGCAUUGGGAGUUUUGCCGCCUCAGGUUUUGCAUAAUUUGCAGCAUCCAGGGGGAUUGGGCGACAAUGGGAAGCCGGAUGCAAAUUCGCCUUCUGAAUUCAUGAAGCAUGGAUAUGGACAUGGGUACGGGUAUGGCACAGUGACACAAGCAAUUUUUGAAAAUUAAUAACAUGAAAUGGUCGGUACGACACUGGUAUGACAUGGGGGAAUGCAGGAUAUGAAUCGUGAACUGUCUUUGUGGCGUGGCUUCAACUCACUGCCUUUCCUAAUAAAUGCUGUUGAAUUAAUGAUGUAGAUCUUAUUUUCUGCUACUUCUACAAAUAGGCAAUUUGGUAGGGGGUACUUAUCCCCUUGAAGCAGGUUCCUGGAGGACACUACCAGUUGCUCGAUAUCCUGAACUGCCACAACCAGAAACACGUGGAGCUCCCAAAUUAGAGGCCUGCUCUAAUGCCCUAUUUGUACUUGGAUUUGACAAGGUUGUGAGAUUUCACCUUUAGAAAUUAGUUUCUGGAAAUAUCAGUGAAACAAGAUUUUCUCUUUGCUCCUUGUUUAAAAAGCACAGAGUCUGAAUGGUGGUUUAUAGACACAGCUGAGAUUACAGAUUCCAGGUAUUCAAAUUAACUAAAUUAAGUAUUGAAGAUAUUCAAUUGAUUGGUCUAAGCAUGUGGUUGUCCCAUAUCUAUUGUGUUGACUGGAUUCCUGUAUCCAAAAUUGUAAGUACUAAGCAUACAUUCAAUUUUGAAUUAGUUCUUAUAUUGCAAAAUAUUUCAAAAGAUGAAUGCAAAUUCAGAACUCUCUUAGCCAUGAGAAAUUUUUUAA